AUGAUAAAUAGUUCAUUUUCUAUUUAUAAAAAUAAAAAAAUAUUUUUAAAUAUUCCAAAUAUUUCGUCAUUAUCAAAUCAAAGAUUAUUUUAUUCGCAAUUAAAAGUUGGUGAAGUUAAUAUUCCACCAAUUCAACAAACAAAUGAAGUUAUUAUUACAAAUAAAAAAUCACGUAAUAUUUGUGAUAAAUCAAAAAUAGGAAAAAUAGAACAUGUAAAUAGACCAUCAAUAUCAAAGGAAGAAUCAUUAUUUCAAAUAUUUCAAAAGUAUGAAUUUAAUAAAAGGGAAUUAUCAAAUCAAACCAUUUGGAUACCAAUUAUAAAAACACAAAACUAUAAUUUCAAUCCACUCUCUGUUGCAGAAAUUGAUCAAUAUCAUCAAAGUGCUGAUUUUAAAUUAUUAGAAACUUUUAAAAAUUUAUUAUCAAAAGAAUUAAGAUCAAUAAAUGAUAAAAAAGGAAAAGAAAUUUUUAAAGUUGAAAAAUCAUUAUUUAUAACUGAACCAAAACAACAAAAUCAACAAAAUCAACAAAAUCAACAAAAUAAUAAUAAUAAUAAUAAUAAUUCAAUUUCAACAAUUAUUGAAAAACCUGAAGAUUUUUUAAAUUUUGAUAAAUUAAAACCAUUAAAAUCUUAUUUUAAUAAAAGUAUAUAUAAUAUAAAUCAAAUUAUUGGUGAUAGUAAUAAUAAUAAUAAUAAUAAUAAUAAUGAAAAUAAUAAUAGUUUUAAUCAAGCAUUAGUAUGGACUCAACAAAUUUUACCAAAUAGUUAUAGAAUUCAAAGAUCACCAAAUACUUUACCAAAUGAUUUAGCAACUGAAUGUUUUAAUUAUAUUUAUCCAAUUUUAAAUCUUUUAAAUUAUAUACAUCAAGAUAAUUUCUCAUUUACAAUUCAUUCAAUUACAAAUUGUACUGAAACCGAUCCAUAUAGUGAUCAAUUAAAAUUAAAAGUUCGAAAAAUUCGUAGAAUUCUUGAAACCAAAAUUCAAGAUUCAAGAAAAAGAAUUUUCAAACAAAAAUAUGAACCAAUUAAAGAUACAAUUGGUAUUACUUUUGAUAAUAUUAUAAAUUUAAAUGGUUUAGAUAAAUAUAUAUCAAAUAAUAAUAAUAAUAAAGAUGGUGGUGAUAAUAAUAAUAAUAAUAAUAAUAAUAAAGUAUUAUUUGUAAUUCAAUUAUUAUUAACAUCAGAAACAAAUGAUUUAUAUAUAUCAAUUGGUAGAUCAAGUCAUACAGAUGGUAAAGGUUGGUCAUUCCCAUUACCUUAUCCACAAGGUGUUGUACCACUUGAACGUGAUCAAGUACCACCAAGUAGAGCAUAUAAAAAAUUAAUUGAAUCAUUUCAAUUAAUGGGUAAAACUCCAACACCAGGUUCAACAAUUGUUGAAUUAGGUAGUUCACCAGGUGGUUGGACUUCAAUAUUAAAUCGUCUUUAUGAAUAUGAUGAGGAUCAUUAUAGUAAUAAUAAUGAUAAUAAUAAAAAUAAUAAUAAUGGUGAUAAUAUAGAAUCAAUACCACCAUUUGAAAUUCAUGCAAUUGAUAGAUCAAAAUUAGAUGCUGGAUUUAAUGAUUGUAAUAAUAUUUUUCAAUAUCAAGAAAAUGGUACAAAAUGGUUACCAACAAAUCAUUUAGAUGAUUUAGAGAGUAAUCCUGUUGGUUGGGUAUUAAAUGAUAUGUCAAUUCCACCUGAACUUAGUUUAGAAACUUUAGAGAAAUGGAUUAAAGGUAAACAUGCUCAAUAUUUCAUUUGGGCAAUUAAAUUUAUUGGUGAUGAAGAUUAUAAAUCAACAAUUUCAGAUUUUAAUAAAUUAAUGGAAAAAUAUAAUAUUAAAGAUUUUAAAGUUAAACAUUUAAUUUAUCAAGGUAAUGAAAUAAUGUUAAUGGGUAAAAUUUAUUAA
Dictyostelium discoideum AX4 is the source of this 1893-nucleotide messenger RNA. RefSeq lists its product as hypothetical. Gene Ontology annotation, molecular function: methyltransferase activity. The transcript has a single exon. The record is from RefSeq and is a predicted model, not a curated record. Lineage: Eukaryota; Evosea; Eumycetozoa; Dictyosteliales; Dictyosteliaceae. The coding region runs from base 1 to 1893 and encodes 630 amino acids.